This is a messenger RNA of Anguilla anguilla (European eel), 4877 nucleotides long. RefSeq names its product serine protease 12 (gene prss12). Gene Ontology annotation, biological process: proteolysis. The record is from RefSeq and is a predicted model, not a curated record. Gene Ontology annotation, molecular function: serine-type endopeptidase activity. Gene Ontology annotation, cellular component: membrane. NCBI's taxonomy places the organism in Eukaryota, Metazoa, Chordata, Actinopteri, Anguilliformes, Anguillidae. The coding region runs from base 893 to 3349 and encodes 818 amino acids. The transcript has 13 exons.
AAGCAUGACAGCGAGCAGACCGUACCGGGAGCUGUCGAGGUAGCCUACAGCCAGGAGAAUUCUCUCUUCGGGUGUAUUUGUUCGUAAUUUCAACUCCGUAGAAAAAACAUACACGGCGCUAACAUCGAAUAUCUGCAUUAAAAAAUCUACGUAAUUCCAUCGCUGAAAAGAACGACUUCAUGAAGACAACAAACGAUACAGGAGUGGAUUUUGCAAGGAUUCGUCGGAUCAGUUCGUGUAACAAGAUUUUUUUUCAUUUUUUUUAUUUUUGGACACAACAGGCACAUGUGUUAAUGGAUAAACCUAUUUGCAUCUUUGGCCAGCCCUACGCAUAUGUAAAAGGUGAAACUUGUCAGACAAAUUAGUCUAUCCUGUCGGGCUAUCGUUGCACUGUACGGUGGCCACUGAAAUAGGCGAUUAACGUUUUCAUCAAAAUUAUUUAGAAAGAAUAAUAGGGUAGAUCGCUCAAUUGGGAUUUCAUUGGUAUUUCAAAAGUUGUUUCUCAAUAGUUGCUUUGGCUAGUUGUAGGUUUGGCACAACUUUGCUAAACUAUUUCAGCUGAGGCCAAAUUAAGGCUCAGAGUGUUCGCUCCUAUUGUAGAGAGCUAUCCACUGAGAUGUAGACUACUACCAUAUAUUUUUAAAGCAAAGCAUAGAUCGGUAUAUGUUAUAAAUGAAGAAACUUUGGGUCUCUUUGGACACCAUCAAUACACAAGAAAUCAUUCUCCGGACCGUCCAUGACUGGAAUUCUGUGAUCUGAUUAACAAUACCCCACGGAAUACUCUUUGGAUUUGCCCGAUGACACCGAAAUGACGGAUAAGAUAAUGAGAUCAUUCUUCUUUAAGACCUAAAAGAUUCUGGUGUUGAGGUGAUGGACACAGGUUGAGCACACCAUGAGCUCAAGGUUGCUUGUAGCGAUCACCAUAGUGAUACUGGGCGAAAAUGUCAGUUUGGCCAGCGAUGCGUCUUCAUUCAUUCUGCCGUUCACUGACUGCAUUCAGAGCAAAGGCAAGGCAGGAUACUACCAGGGAUCGAUAGACGUCACCGAGUCCGGCGGAAAAUGCAUGAACUGGAGCGAUGUCGCCGGCGUCAAGGACAGGUAUCCUGGCAAAGGAUUGGGGGACCACAAUUUCUGCCGAAAUCCUGACGGCAGGAUCCGACCCUGGUGUUUCUUCAGAAACAAUCGAGGGCGGAUAGAUUGGGGCUACUGCGACUGUAAACAAGGGUCGGUGCGGCUGCAGGGUGGGCGGAGCAAGCUGGAGGGCACGGUGGAGGUGUACCUGAACGGGGCGUGGGGCACCAUCUGCAGCAACGGCUGGGGGGACGGGGAGGCAGCCGUGGUCUGCCGACAGCUGGGACAGGGGUUUAAGGGUCGUGCCCGACACAACCCCUUGUCGCGGCUGAGCUUCUCAUUGGUCCACUGGAGCUCGGUGCAUUGUGGGGGACACGAGCACGACCUCCUGCAGUGCCUGAAGACGGCGUGGAACGGCGGGGAGUGCGCCAACCGGCAAGUCGCUGCCGUCACCUGCACCCAGCAGGAAGCGGCCGCGUUCGUUCCCGUGCGGCUGGUCGGCGGCGGCUCCGGGCGCGAGGGCCGGGUGGAGGUGUACCACGCCGGGCAGUGGGGCACGGUGUGCGACGACCAAUGGGACGACGCCGACGCCGAAGUCGUCUGCAGGCAGCUGGGAUUGGGCGGGACGGCCAAGGCUUGGGGGCAGGCCUAUUUCGGGGAGGGGUCCGGCCGGGUCCUGCUGGACGAGGUGGGGUGCACCGGGAACGAGCUCUCCGUGGAGCAGUGUCCCAAAAGCGCCUGGGGGGAGCACAACUGCGAGCACCGCGAGGACGCGGGGGUGUCCUGCACCCCUCUUACAGACGGGUCCCUGCGGCUGGUGGGGGGGUCCGGCAGUUUCGAGGGGCGCCUGGAGGUCCAUUACAAAGGACAGUGGGGGACGGUCUGCGAUGACGGCUGGACGGACUCCAACACCCAGGUGGUGUGCAGGCAGCUGGGGUUUCGGUCUGGAGUGGGUGCGUCACCGGGGCUGUUCGGGGAGGGGGCGGGGCCCAUCCUGGUGGAUGAUGUCAGCUGCACGGGGAAGGAGCCCGCCCUCACCCACUGCGGCCGCAGGGAGUGGAAGAAGCACGACUGCACCCACCAGGAGGACGUGUCAAUCACCUGCAGCCCCGAGCGCGUCGCCCACGGCGUCCCAGCUAGCGUGCCUCUCCGGCUGGUGGGUGGAGAGACUCCCACGGAGGGCCGGGUGGAGAUCUACAUCCACGGGCAGUGGGGCACCAUCUGCGACGACGGGUGGACUGACAGGGACGCGGACGUGGUCUGCAGACAGCUGGGCUACACGGGUCAGUCCAAGGCCCGGACCAUGGCCUACUUUGGCGAGGGCGAAGGUCCCAUCCACGCGGACAACGUGAAGUGCGCCGGGGGCGAGCGAUCUCUGGCCGACUGCAUCAAGCAGCCGGUGGGGACGCACAACUGCCGGCACAGCGAGGACGCCGGCGUCAUCUGCAACUACGGCCAGCAGGACGGCUCCAUCCAGGAUCCCGUCGCCUCGCUGUGCGGCCUGCGGCUGACGCACACUCGACAAAAACGCAUCAUCGGCGGGGAGAAUUCUUUGAGAGGGGGCUGGCCGUGGCAGGCUGCGAUCAGGCUCAGGGUGUCCCAGGGGGAGGGCAGGCUGGUGUGCGGAGCGACGCUGAUCAGCAGCUGCUGGAUCCUCACCUCAGCCCACUGCUUCAAGAGGUACGGUAACGAAACGAGGACCUACAAGGUGCGGGUCGGCGACUACCACACGCUGGUGCCGGAGGAGUUCGAGGCGGAGUACGGGGUGGAGGAGGUCGUGCUCCACCCGAACUACAGGCCCCACAGCAACGACUACGACCUGGCGCUGGUGCGGCUGUUCGGGCGGGACGGGCGGUGCGCGGUGCUGAGUCGCCACGUCCUGCCGGCCUGCCUGCCCCGUCACCGGGAGAGGGUGCUCCGCCUGGCCUCCACCUGCUUCAUCACCGGCUGGGGCGACACAGGGCGGGCCUACUCCAGGACCCUGCAGCAGGCCUCCAUCUCGCUGCUGAGCAGGAGACGGUGUGAGGCGAGCUACCCGGGCCAGUUCAGCGGCAGGAUGCUGUGCGCCGGCAACGCCGCCGCGGACAAGUGGGUGGACAGCUGCCGCGGCGACAGCGGGGGGCCGCUGGUCUGCGAGCGGCCCGGCGGCGCCGGCGGGGGGUGGGUGGUCUACGGGGUCACCUCCUGGGGGCACGCCUGCAGGCUGCAGGACUCGCCGGGGGUCUACACCAAAGUCUCGGCCUUCGUGCCCUGGAUCAGGCGAGUGACAGGCCUGUAGCCCCGCCCACAUCCGCAUCCCCCCCCCUCCACCCCCCCUCCCCGCGGGAAUGACUGCACUCACACGGCCCGGCAGGAGGUCUAUUCUGACUGUCUUACCGUCUCCUCCCCCCCCCCCCCAAAAAAACAACUAGUGGCACGGUUUUUUUUUUUUUAAACGUUUCUUUGUUUGUCUGUCCUUGUUCUGUCAGCCCUGUAAAGUACUUCUAUUUUAUUUGCUCUUUUACCUGUUUAAUCGUUUUUAAAUGGUUGUUUUCAGCACUUCUCUGUUUGAAUGGGACCACUUGUGAUACAGUAAAGCAGGGCCACACAGCAGUCCUUGAGCAGGCUGGCAGAUUUUCUGGCUUUUUUUGGUCCAGCCGUUCAGCCCUGGCUUCAUGUACUACUACACCACUGCACUCACCAAUGCAGGUUCAGUCCUGUCAUAGACCACAUGACACACACAUACAUACACAUAUCAGACGAGCAGCUGUGCUCAUUUACAAGCCAGGGGCAGGAGCUGGUUCGGGCAGUGGUGUAAUGUAACGGGCAGCGGUGUAGUUUAAUUAGGAAACCAGGCUCACAACCAGGAGGUUGCGGGUUCGAUUUCCAUCUGGCGCACAGUCCCUGUACCCCUUUGGCAAAGGUGCUCAACCUGAAACGCUUCAGUAAAUAUCCAGCCGUAUAAUUAGAUUGUAUGUAAAACGUAAAAAUGCUAAAAAGCUAAAUUGUAAUGUAAUGUAAUUUAAAUGUAAUGAAGCUGGCAAAAAUAAAUUUAGGGUUGUCCCAUGUGGUGCACCCCUGGAAUAAACUCCUAGCAGAGGACAAAGAGGAGAACCGGCCCGUCUCUGGGAUACAACGCACACUGCACAGUCUCUCAGCUCCCAGUGCGGACGUUGCAAAACGUGCACUAUAAAUGCCAGAUUCUAAAUGAGCGUAGUCCCUGGUCACACAGUGUACUGCGGUGGGGUCUGGGGGGGAGCUGUGGAGGGCAUGGGGCUCCUCAGCAAGACUGGGCUGGGGAAGAACUCCUCUCGAGUGUCAUUACAUCGCUAAAUGAAUCACUGUGCAGGACAUUAGCAUUUUCUGUUGUAUUAACUUAUGUACUUUUCAGUGUUGACCUUCAUGACAUGGUGCUAUUGUUGUUGUGAGAUUUUUUUUUUUGCUGUAUGAUGCUAGUCCUGUGACACUAAGUCCAGUCCUUCUCUUCAGGGUGUUGCAGUUUUGAACAGGAGAUAAUCCAGCUAAGCUGAAGAAAUUGUAAUUCCUGAUUAAAAUGAGCAUUAUUUCUCCCCCCCCCCCCCCCCGUCACACUAACUCGGUGGGUCUGGAACAGAAAUCCAACAUUAAACUACCUGAGAUGUUGUCAGUCGGAUUUACCGGAUUGUAAGUUAGCUUUGAACGUAUUACUGUCUUUUAACUGUUGCUUUUCUACAGGUUAAAUGUGUUAUGUCAAUAUUGGGCAUGGUUUACAUCUUUUAAAGAAAAUGAAGUAUAAUGUUAAUGGAAAAAAAAGCAUUGAAUAUUGAGAAUUAAACAUUUCAAAUACA